This is a messenger RNA of Saxophila tyrrhenica, 1833 nucleotides long. RefSeq lists its product as uncharacterized. Gene Ontology annotation, biological process: DNA-templated transcription. The transcript has 8 exons. Gene Ontology annotation, cellular component: nucleus. The coding region runs from base 1 to 1833 and encodes 610 amino acids. Gene Ontology annotation, molecular function: DNA binding; zinc ion binding. The record is from RefSeq and is a predicted model, not a curated record. Lineage: Eukaryota; Fungi; Ascomycota; Dothideomycetes; Mycosphaerellales; Extremaceae.
AUGUCGCAAAGCCGGGCGGACUUGCAAGUGGCCAGGGCCCAACGAUCAGAGGGUAAGACCAUCGCCAAGGGCCAACUCGACAGCAUGCAAUACCUGCAGAGACAAGAAGAUUUCGGGUACUUCGCCUUCAUCCAUCAACCACACUUCAGUCGGCUUCUCGUCAAAGGCAAAGCCCCUCGCGAGUUGACACUACUCGUGAUUGCCAGCGCAAUGAGGUUUGCCGCUCAGCCAACGGGAGAGAAUCUGGCAAGAGCAGAUGCUUGGGUGGACGACGCCCUUGGAGCUCUGCUCCCCCGCCUCCAUCAAGGUUUCGGGGCAAUCCAGCUCAUGACACUCCUGUUAGCUCAGCACUACGAUCUCAACCGUGGCAACUUCACAUCUGCGUGGCUCCUUGGCGCCGAGUGCACGAGAAGAAUCGCCGUCAGGAUGAUGCAGAUGAUGUCGCUGCAGACAUUUGAUCGCACUUAUCCCUCCACGUUCGCUUCCAACGUACAGCUUUCUCCACUGUUAUCACGUGAGGCACUGCGUCGCCUUGCCUGGUCCACGUUGUACAGCGAUACUAUCGUUGAUGGAGGUCGAUACGGCUUCCAUACCGUCGACGAAAAGACCUACCGCCUUCAGCUUCCAUGCGACGAAGCGACUUUCCUCAGCAACGAGACCGCUGUGACUGAGCCUCUGUUCUAUGACCCCGCCCAGCCUACGAACGACGGCGAUGUUCGCCCACCGCUCGACAUGUCAGCCUAUCUCCUUCGGACAGCCUCCACGCGUCGCAGUGCUCUGCAUUUCGCCUUCCGCGCUUCACACAAGGAGCAAACCGUCCAGCAAUUAUCAGCAGAGCUGACCGAUCUGGAGGCCGAAGUCGAAAGGGUGACAACCGCCUUGCCGAGCCGCUUUCAUCUGAACAGCGACAACAUCUUUCUCCACCACGGUCGAAUCAUCACAUUUUUCUUAUUACACAUCUUGCGUCACAAUCUCUUCAUUGUCGUCGGUCGAGCUGCUCUUGAGAUCUAUCGGCGAGAUCCAGCUCAAGCUCAUCUGAUACCGCACGUGCGACGCAAAAGGAUAUCACACGCUUUGCCGAUAGCUGGCGUAUACAGGAAAGCGAUAGAAGCGGGCAUCGGAUUCGACCCACAAAUGGGAGUGCACGCUUACGUUGCCCUGGAAAUCCUCCUCUUCGAACCUCGACGCUUGGCCCAAUCAGAUCCACUCGUUGACCCUAAGGCUCCCGAGCUGACGGAGGCAAUUCCGUAUCUUCUUACAGUGAUACGGGGUCUUGCGGAUCGGUCGGAAUUUGUGAAGCAGCUGCACGUUGAAGCAGUCCAUCGCCUCCUGCGGUGCGACUGCACAGAUCUCCUUAGUCAAACCGAUCUUGAUGCAUUCCUCAGUGAGUACCAGUUGGUCGGCCAAGACGCAGCCGAGUAUGACUUCCGCGACUUUCGGUGGGCCAAGAUCGAAAGGCUGCGCCGAGGUGCCUCUUCGUCAGCGAACGUUGCGCAGGAUGAGACAUUACUGCAGUUCAAGGUGGGCUGCGAGACAGCCGCUCCUUCGGCGAGGACCUCGCCGCGUCUUGAUGCCAACGACGUCAACAAUGCCCAACCACGGUCUACGAUGGCACAGUCUGUGCCUUCGGUGCCGUUGGAGUCACUCAACCUGCCCGAGGCAACGGAUAUCGACGACCCCAGUCUGGCCGGGACCAUGCAGUCUUCUUCAGGACUCUCAGAGACCGAACAACCCUACGAAACAUUCCCUCUCGACUGGUCGUGGUUCCUAGGCGGGUCGGGGCCAUCGACUUAUCAGACUGGGGAUCCCACUACAUUUUGGAGUCAGCUGUGA